Aplysia californica (California sea hare) is the source of this 1562-nucleotide messenger RNA. Its product is annotated as putative OPA3-like protein CG13603. The transcript is spliced from 2 exons. The record is from RefSeq and is a predicted model, not a curated record. Lineage: Eukaryota; Metazoa; Mollusca; Gastropoda; Aplysiida; Aplysiidae. Gene Ontology annotation, biological process: regulation of lipid metabolic process. Bases 55 to 564 code for a protein of 169 amino acids. Gene Ontology annotation, cellular component: mitochondrion.
UAUGAUCUGGAAUCCGGUGUUUCGUCAGAAACGAAAUGUGACCUUAGCUUCACGAUGGCUCCUUUUCCCCUUGUAAAGUUAGGCUAUUUGGCUUUGAAACAAAUCAGCAAACCGAUAGCUAAUUACAUAAAAAGACGAGCGAAAGCGAACCCGUUCUUCAGAAGAUACAUAUGUAUGCCGCCCGCUCAGAUUUACAACUGGGCUGAAAUCAACAUCCGGCUUAGAAUGGUUGGACUGGGGAGUGCGAAGAAUGUGGAGCCCCUCAGUGAAAAGGAAGCCAUCGAACUUGGUGGUGAAAUGCUGGGUGAAUUCAUCGUGUUCUCAUUUGCGGCUAUUUUACUUCUCUCAGAAUAUGCCAGAUCUUCUCGAAAGGAGCAGUUGAAUCAAGAAAAGGCAAAACAAGAAGGCUUAAGACUUAACGCCAAAUUACAAGAGAUGGGAAUUGUUUCAGAAAUUCAGGAAGCCCAGAUAAGGGAACUUCAGCGACGAGUAGAUGUGUUGUCUAUAGAGAAAGAGAAGAACCGUGGUGUUGUCAACAAAUUGUUUGGAUCAAAGCAGUCAUAGCAUUUCUCUUUCAUGGACAUUGCUUGUUGUGAUAGUUUCAUGUGCAUGUUUUUACCAGUGUCUUUGUGAUUUAUUGAGGAUCAUGACUGAAUGAUGAGAGCUUUCCUGGAGCCAGAAAUGAAAUGAGAAUUAUCUUCAUCAUUCUUGCUCUGCAUUCACCAAAGUCAGUGGAGUCUUUUUUUGAACAGAUUAGUCUUUAUAGACAUAGCCUUGUUGUGUUUUAACCUUAAGCACUUGAAAUAAAGUGUGAAAGUAAAGAAAUGUAUGCUUUCUGUACUGAUUUACUGAGAAAGUUAUUCAGUCUAUUUUCUGAAAGGGAAAGAAGAUCAUUUCAAGAUUUAAAUGUUUAUGAAUAUUGUGGAAUGAGAAAUACGACCUAUUGUCUUACAGUUUCUGUUCUGAUAAUAACGAUAUGUGUCACGGCGUGGUGGAACCAGGCGCUCGUCAAUUUUGGGGCAUAUGUGGAUUUAUUGGUAUCAUCUCAAGGCCAUCUGCUGGUGACAUUUCUAAAAUUCAUAUCCCUUGACUAUAUAUAGCAACAAUGAUAUAUUUAUAUUAGUCAGACAUCAAAGAAUAAAUGCAAGUGAAUAUUUAUUAUUAUAAGCACAUGGUAUCCAAGCAAACAUCCACCAUAUUGGAUAAUUUAAUCAAAUUUCAAAAGCUAUUCUCUCUUAGUUUUCGUCCGUUGGCUUUCAUUUCUAGCAAUCACAAACUACAACGCCUAUGUAAUGAACAAAUAACGCCUGAUUUGUAAUAUUACAAUUAUGAAAAUAAUUAUGGACACUGGAAAUAUGUACAUGGAUAAAUAGUUUAAAAAUCUAAAAAUUCCCAACAAACGCACUGAUUGUAAUUUUAUUCUUUUAUUAUCUUCAAAGAGGGCUGUAUUUCAGUACCUGUCACCUUUGGAUGGACAAUGUGUAAAAUAAUGAAGCUAUUGAGAUAAAAAAUAAAGGAGAAGAUGUAAUUUAAAGUCGAAAAAAUAAAUAUUUGAAAAAAAA